Balearica regulorum gibbericeps (East African grey crowned-crane) is the source of this 4869-nucleotide messenger RNA. The record is from RefSeq and is a predicted model, not a curated record. Lineage: Eukaryota; Metazoa; Chordata; Aves; Gruiformes; Gruidae.
AGAAUGGAUGGGGAGGAAAAUAAGAAGAGAGAUGAUGUUGAUGACAGUUUACAAAGUGAGUUGACAGAAGAAUCCCAGAGAAACACAUCAGGGGAAAAUGCUGGAUGUGACUCUUCAUCUCAGCUGAAAAUAAGGCUUACAUCAGAUGAAGUGUUCAGAGACCUUGAAAAGAAAAGAAAAGAGGAUGGAGCCAAAAAAAGGGCACUAUCAGGAUCACCAAACCUGGAUGGUGUUCAAGCAGACAAACCUGAAAAUGUCUCCAGAAAAAGAAAACGCAGUUCUUCAGAAGACAUGAAAGAUAGUGAAAGGAAAUUGCACAAAGUCGUAGCUGGAGAAGCAGGUAGUAUAGUAGCUGGAGCUGUAAAGAAGGAAGGAGUCGUCAGUUGUCUUGGUGAUGACAUAUUUAAUUCAAAUUUCCUGUGCCUACAUUGUGAUUUCAAAUGUGCUGAUGGUGCCAUAUUAAAAAUUCACCAGGAAAAUAAACAUUCACAAGAGGUGCCAGCUGCUGUUACUGAUAACUUAUCUUCUUCAGAAGAGAUGAGUGUUGGCUAUAAAGUUGGAAACAUAGACAAAGAUCUUAAAGGCAAAAUGAGUGAUCAGUGUUCUGAUAUGGAAGAACAUAAACCAGAAAGCCCCUCUAAACAAUCCAAAGAGCAAACAUGCCCUCACUGUAGUUGCACAGCUGAAUGUAGUUCAACAUUACAUACGCAUGUUAGGCAAGAUCAUGAGAAAUCAAAGAUAUUUUGUUGUGAUCUUUGUGGUUUUCAGAGUGCCGAGGAAAAUCUCCUAAAUUCUCAUUUCCUUGGCAAGACGCACCUUCGACGCCAAAAUCUUGCUGCACGGGGAGGAUUUGUACAGAUAUUGACAAAAAAAUCCUUUAAAAAAGCCCAAUCUACUCCAACCAAAGAGAGGAAUGUUAGAGCAAAACCUGGGACCAGUAAAUUAAGGGCCAGAACUGCUGAUGCAAAAGAAUUAAGUGCACUGAAAGGCUCAAAAGUAAGCUUGUCUAAACAAAAUGAUGGCUCUGAAUUUGUUGAAAUGAUACCAUCUUCAAAUGUUCCCACAGAAAAAAAAGAUACUAUGACAGAAGAAACGUUGCCUUCUUCCAGUGUAGAAGGAAAGCAUGAAGUCUGUACUGAAAAACUAGAAACAGCAGGACCCUCAGAAAAUACCGUGCAGAAAACAGAACUCCCUCUAACUAGCAAAAAGCUAGUUAGCAGUUUAAAAAUGACAAGGAGAUUUGAUAGACCGGAACAUAAAAGGAACUUUGUCUUGUUAAGGUCUUCAUUUGGACAGAGUAGGUCUUUUAGAUUAAAAAGGCAGGUUAAAAGAAGGUACAGUUUGUUGGGUAAUAGUAAGAGAGGCAAGUCUGAAACUCGGAGAGUACACAUGAAGCGUAUCUCCAGCACACAGCUUAAACCAGGUGAUUCAAGCCCUAUGUCACAUACAGAAUUAGAAACAGAUGCUAAAAGUAAUUGUAAUACUACUUCAGAAAUACAAGAUCUUGCUGAAGAUAAGCCAAAUACCCUUUCUUCCAGCACUACAGAUACUAAAGAUUCUGAUGUUAAACUUACUGCUGGUCAUGGUAUUCUUCAUACUUGCAUUGAUUGUGGUCAUGUUUUUCAGAACAGAAAAAGUUUGGAAAUUCAUGUUGCAAAGCUUCAUAGAAAAAGGAUCCAGUUUCAUUGUCAGACGUGCAGUUAUUCCUCUGGAGUCAGGGAAGACAUGAAGCAGCACUGUCAGGACAGUAAACACCAGAUGGGUGGUUGUAGCUUUAAUUGUCAACUCUGUUCAUUUACCAGCUUGAAUGUGAUCAGCCUUCGAAGCCAUAUGAGUGAAGCGCAUAAUAUGUCCCAUAGUUGUCCAACUUGCAUUCUUUUUUUUCAAAUGGAAGAAGAGCUGUUAAAUCAUCAAAAAAAUGAAAAACAUGAUGGUUCGUUAUUUCAGCAAGCUACUCCAUUGAGUAAUAGUGAUCGGACCUUGCAAGUGGUAACUUAUGCUGACUCAGUAUCAAACAAUAGCCAAAAUCUUGCAAAGGAAAUGGAAGUAUCAAUGAAAGCAAAAACUCCAGACUCUUCCAUCAUGAAUCAUAGAAAUGAGCUAAAGCAUUCUGUUCUGAAUAAAACACAAUUUCAAUGUAAAAAGUGUUUUUAUAAGACAAGAUCUUCCACAGUUCUUACAAGGCACAUAAAACUCCGACAUGCACAGGAGUAUCACUUCCUUUGCAAAGCGUGUAAUCUCUACUCACUGAGUAAGGAAGGGAUGGAGAAGCAUAUCAAAAGAAGCAAGCACCUUGAAAAUGCCAGGAAAAACAACAUUGGACUACGUUUUGAAGAAUGUAUUGAAAAGGUUUGUGUUGGUGUUGGUGGUAUUAAAACGGUGGUGGAUCCUUCCGUUUCUGGGAGUGGGAAUAUAGAGUUGGAUAAAGAAAUUACACACGUCUCAUUCUCCUCUGUGGAAAACAUAUCGAGAAAUAAGGAAUUGGUUCCACUUGAUCAAAGGAUUGGUGAAAAUGAAUUGGUUUUAGCUAAUGCAUCCAAAAAAGGGAAACUCAAAGGCACUAUUUCUAGGACAUGCACCCAUUGUGGUCUUUUGGCCUCCAGUGUUACAAACUUAACUGUUCACAUCAGACGAAAGCAUAGUCAUCAGUACAGCUACUUGUGUAAAGUUUGCAAUUAUUACACUGUAACCAAAGGAGAUAUGGAACGCCACUGUGCAACAAAAAAACACAAAAGUCGUGUUGAAAUAGAAGGGUGUGGAAAACAGAACUCGGAGAUCAUCGUUAGCCCCGAAGGAGGUAAUUUUGAAUCCAUGAGCAAGAAGGUUAACAGCCCCAUGACUGCCUUGUAUGAACAUGUUGAGGAUUGUAGCCAGUCAUCAGAUUUGGAAAAUUCUGUCUUAGACAAUCAGGAAGUUGAGCAAGGAGAUGCUGAGCUAGAAGUUGCAAAUACCAGUAGGCUGCCAGAUCUGGAGCAUACUAGCAAUCCAUUAAAUACAAACCAACGUAUAUUUCUGGAACCAGCUAGGGUUACUCAGGAUGGUGACCCAUGCUUCCAGAGAAGAGCAGUGGGUGCAAAUGACAACAAGUGUGUACACUGCAGCUUCAUUGCUCAUUCUUCUUCUUCUUUAGAGCUGCAUGUGAAACGAAAACAUACUAAACAAUUUGAAUAUUACUGCAUGGCUUGUGACUACUAUGCUGUUACUCGCAGAGAGAUGAUUAGGCAUGCAGCAACAGAGAAACAUAAAAUUAGAAGAGAAUCUCAUGUGUAUUCUUCUGGGGAAGAAGCACACACAACAAAUAUCACUAAAAAUGGUGCUGCUUUGUCUCAAGAGAAGCACCAUCACAGUGCAGGAGAACUGAAAACUGUUUUAGGUGAAACGAAACAUGCCAAUGACAUAGCAGAAGGUGAUCAUAUGAAUAAAAGCUUAACAGAGUGUAUUGUCUUAGAUGAAAAUGCAUCUCCAGGAAUGCCUGACGGUGGCAGUUCCCAAAAUGCAAUAGAAGGUGAGCUUGAAGAGGAGUCUAAAAAUGGAGGAGAAAACCUUUUUUGUGAGGGAUUCCAGCAAACUCCUCAGAAAGAUAAAGCUGUUAAACUUGACAAGGAGGUAUCAGUUAAAGAAGCAGGUACUUGUCAGUUGCAGAAAAGUAGGCAUGGUCAGGAGCUGCUCAACUCAGAUGAUGAUUGCACUGCAGAAAAUCAAAAUAGAUCAGGCAGCACAAACUUGAAUUCAGGAAGAGGCAAGGAAAGCUUGGAAGCAAAUAGAGAAAACCCUGAAGUAGUGUGUAGAAACACAGACAUUCUGAAAAAAAAUAACCCACUUAUGCUAACUCUUCCAGAAACAAGUAGUGCAGUAGAGCAAUCAAAUUUUGCUGGAAACAUUGGAGAAACGGUACAAAAUAUACAUAGUUUAGAGGGUGACAGAAGUUUCAAAGAGGAUCCUACUGGGGAGGAGGAAGAAGCCCUUAUGGAAGCACAACAUGAAGCAGAAGUAACUAUAAAUAAUGAUCUUUGGGAGGCAGAUGGCUCAACAGCUGAGAGCAUGCAAGAAAGUAGUAAUGAGGCUUUGGGAACAGUUAUCAGUGCUGAUGAUAAAGGAAAGGCAAUGCAAAAUUUUGGCAAGUUUGAUUCUUCUAUAGUGAGGUUAAAAAGCCAUCAAGAUGGGGAGGGCACUGACCAUUCUGCUGAAGGACAGAUGUCAGGUGGAGUGAGAACUAGUGAGCUCACAGUGAAAGCAGACCCUUCACCAAACGGUGGGAAAAGGAAGAAGUCAGAAGGAAUUUCCCUUGGGGAAUCGACACGUAUUCGCUGCGAUGACUGUGGUUUUCUAGCAGAUGGUUUGAGUGGACUAAAUGUUCACAUAGCCAUGAAACAUCCUUCAAAAGAAAAACAUUUUCAUUGUUUACUCUGUGGAAAAUCGUUUUACACAGAGAGCAACCUUCACCAGCACUUGGCGAGCGCUGGGCACAUGCGAAAUGAGCAGGCAAGCGUGGAGGAGCUGCCCGAAGGAGGCGCUACCUUUAAGUGUGUGAAGUGCACCGAGCCCUUCGAUUCAGAGCAGAGCCUGUUUCUCCACAUCAAAGAGCAACACGAAGAGCUGUUGCGGGAAGUGAAUAAGUACAUUGUGGAAGACACUGAGCAAAUAAACAGGGAGAGGGAAGAGAAUCAAGGCAAUGUCUGCAAGUAUUGUGGGAAGAUGUGCAGAAGUAGCAAUUCCAUGGCCUUCCUAGCUCACAUCCGUACCCAUACAGGAUCAAAGCCAUUCAAGUGCAAGAUAUGCCACUUUGCAACAGCUCAGCUCGGAGAUGCCAGAAACCAUGUCAAGAGGCACCUUGGGAUGAGGGAAUACAAGUGUCAUGUCUGUGGGUGA